Molecule: messenger RNA, 418 nt
Organism: Propithecus coquereli (Coquerel's sifaka)
Lineage: Eukaryota; Metazoa; Chordata; Mammalia; Primates; Indriidae
Product: myelin-oligodendrocyte glycoprotein-like
Exons: 2
Biological process (GO): T cell receptor signaling pathway; regulation of cytokine production
Cellular component (GO): external side of plasma membrane
Molecular function (GO): signaling receptor binding
Source: RefSeq, a predicted model, not a curated record
GCUCCCUCUGAACCUCGGUUUCUUCUCUUUGGUGUCUUGGACAGGACAGUUCAGAGUGAUAGGACCAAGGCACCCCAUCCGGGCUCUGGUGGGAGAGGAAGUGGAACUGCCAUGCCGUGUGUCUCCUGGGAAGAAUGCCACAGGCAUGGAGGUGGGGUGGUACCGGCCCCCCUUCUCUAGGGUGGUUCAUCUCUACCGAAACGGCAAGGACCAAGACGGAGAGCAGGCCCCUGAAUAUCGAGGUCGGACGGAACUGCUGAAAGACACUAUUGGUGAGGGAAAGGUCACCCUCAAAAUCCGGAGUGUAAGGUUCUCAGAUGAAGGAGGUUUCACCUGCUUCUUCCGAGAUCAUUCUUACCAAGAGGAGGCAGCAAUGGAAUUGAAAGUGGAAGCCCCCCUAAAGCAGAGAACAAGAUGA